Messenger RNA from Drosophila melanogaster (fruit fly), 1666 nucleotides. RefSeq lists its product as uncharacterized. Bases 36 to 1175 code for a protein of 379 amino acids. The transcript has a single exon. Lineage: Eukaryota; Metazoa; Arthropoda; Insecta; Diptera; Drosophilidae. The record is from RefSeq and is marked reviewed.
UUUUCCUAAUAAUUGCAAGCGAACAAUAUUUCACAAUGAACAAGGACAACUCCAGCAUGAAAAUGGAUCCGCAGCUAGCCCUACGCCUCCUGGCUGAUGGCGGAGUGCUGGUCAUCGCCGGUGUACCCGAGGGCACGGAAUUCGGCAUUGAUCUUUGUGCCUACACCAUUGGUCCGGAUUUCCGAGGCGUCAAGAUGAUUCCACCCGGAGUCCACUACGUAUGGUGCUCCUCCCGUGGUCCCUACGGCGAUGCAGCCCCUCGUGUUGGAUUCGUGCACUUCUUCCAUCCGAAUGAGAUUGUCGUACGAGAGUGGGACCACGAACUGGAGGAAUUGCGCCCGCGGAGGAUUGCCGAACCGGAAGUGGAGCGAGACCGAAUACGCAAAAACCUAGCCCAACUGGAGCGCGUGCUGGCGCCGUACGACUAUCGUUACGUGGUCCAGUGGAAGGAACUCACCGGCAGCGUGACGGAGUCUUGCGUGGAUCGCUGCCGUCCGACAGAAGGAACCAUCCGUACGAACAUCGAACUGCAAUCCUGCCCGGACGCAGAUCGGCCGCGAGGUGGAGCCGCUACUGUCAGCAUAAGCCGCCGGAAUGCUGCAGCUCGGAUUCUCUUAGAUGAGAGCGAACUCCUACCGGACCUUAAGCCCGUGGAAGGAACAGCUCCGCGCUUCACUACCGUACCCCUGCGUGUUCCACAAGAUGCCCUGCCCGCUGAUGUUUCCCGCCAUGCCUUGGACUGCAUCGAUGCUGUUGACAAACUGCUCGAAGGCUUUGAAACGGCCGAUGGACUCAUUGAGGAACUGCAGCUGGCUUACGCAUUUUUCCUAGUGGGCUACUCUGUGGAGUCUCUGGCCCACUGGCGCAAGCUUUUGGGCUUGCUGGCUCACUCGCAAACGGCGGUCACCAAGCACAAGUUAACGUACAUGAAAUACAGCGAGGUUUUGGCCCACCAGCUGCCCCAUCUGCCCGAGGAGCUGAUGGUGCCUGGUCCGCAUAACACCGUCUACAAAGAUGUACGCGAACUGCUGGUCAAUCUGCAUGCGGGCGGCUUAAGUGUCAGCGCUGAGCGGCUAACUAAGCGGCUGGAGAAAAAAUUGGGAUGGGAAUUCGAGGGCCUGCUAGACGAGGAUCCCGAGGACCAGCCUGUAGUCAUCGAACUUCCGGAAGCCUAGGAGAAGGGCGCUACGCAUGUGAAGUGUAAUUCAUAUAUUUGUAAUACAAUGGACUGAAACUGAUCUAUAUUGAUUUCUACUUUAACGCAGCGAAUGCUGGGUGCGCAAGUAAUUCCACAGAUCCCGAGCCGUGCGGAUGCUGACCAUGAAUUGGCACAACUUGGUCUCGAUCAGGCAGAGAAUCAAGAACUUGGCCCGCUUGUCCUUUAGCAGGGACUGCAAGGAGUAUGGCAUGGACAUGGGUUUUCUGUAGCCAUAAACGGCGCCACACCAUCACUCACCUCCUCGUUGUUCUCGGGACCAUUCUCCACCACCGUCCAGAGUUCCUCCGACUCCAGAUACGCCCGCACCGUCAUCGACCAGGCCUUGUAGUUGUCCAAACCUUUGAGCUUCUCAAUUUGCAGCUGCAGUGCCAUCUCCGAGACUCGAGCAACGUUUCGCAACUAAACCGCAUUCGGGCCCUUUGCUGUUUCCUUACCUUCGCCUCUUCC